CGAGCCAACGCAAAACGUAAUUCCCUUCAGGUUCCCUUCCACCGCACAAACUCCAGACCGAUGGAAGUCUCUUAUUGAAUGCCGUCGCACUCGCAUGGAUUGCUGUGCCUAAGCCCCAAUGUGGCUUGGCUCCGUCCAGUCUGUCCUUUAUUGCCAUCUUUUGUCUUCCUUGGUUGACAGCGUGAAUCUCCGCGUGACAAGCCAGCUGAUCGGAACAAUCCUGCGGCCAAUCAUAUCUGAAAGCAGUUUGACUGGAGGAAGUGACCUACCUCGGCCACGUUUGCCAGAUUCAACCUCUUCUCCAGGGGGGAGUGCCGAAGGAUCCAAUCGUCACAAUCACCCUGGCCUUCAUUAUACUCUUCCUAGACAACGUACGUCGCCCAUCCUACCCUCCAUCACAUCGUGGGCCCGAUAUUUCCCCACAAUUUCCCGUCCUCUUCAUAUCGUGCCACGCAAGGUACGGACACAUCAUACUUUCGACACUAGAGCAUAGUCCCAGCUCUGCCCUAGGCGUCGGCCAGCUGUCUGGAGGACCGUUCGUUCACGACACUCGACGAGCCAAUUGAGCAAUUUGGUUACCUUACCCUGGUAAG
Messenger RNA from Colletotrichum navitas, 593 nucleotides. RefSeq lists its product as uncharacterized. The record is from RefSeq and is a predicted model, not a curated record. Bases 119 to 493 code for a protein of 124 amino acids. Lineage: Eukaryota; Fungi; Ascomycota; Sordariomycetes; Glomerellales; Glomerellaceae. The transcript has a single exon.